AGCAGAGGCCUGUUGGUCCACGGUCGCCCAAAUCAUUUUGGCCAAUCAGAACACUGAUCUUGAAUCAGGGGAGAGGAUAGGCUAUAGUGAAGAACAUGUCUGGUGCAGCAGCGAUGUUCGUGUUCUUAUUGCCGGGGAUUCCAAUGUCCAUCGUUUGAAGUCUGCAUGUCCUCCAAAUGCAAGGAUUGACUUUCUGCCCGUAUCUGGUGCAAAGUAUGUGUCUGACCGGAAGGGCUUUAGAAAGCUGCUGCAUCAAGAGCUGAUGUCAGGUUGUUACGACAUAUUGUACCUGCAUCUUGGCUCUAACGAUGUUUGCUGCAAGGAUAGCGAUUUCUACCUUUGUGUGACGGAGAUCCUUGAUGUUGUAUUCAGUGUGUGCACUGAAAUACACGUGGUGCUUUGCGUGAUUCUUCCACGUGAUUUUGAUGUGAGAAUGUUUCCCCGAUGGCCACUCUCAGGGGCACAGUUGAGGAACUACUGCCAGUGGAUAAGGAGCGCAAACAGCAUGCUGUGGGAACUGAGUCACCAUGUGCCUUCUGUGAGAUACAUGGACUAUGGAGCAACUAAACAGAAGUCCCUGUACUUGUCCCAUGAUGGACUACAUCUGAGUGCUGAAGGGGCUAGGAGGUGUUUAGCAUCCAUACAGGACGACCUGCCAAACCAGCUGUGUGUGGAGGCUGCUGUUCAAGAUCCUACAGAAUGGCCAGCUCUCUCAGCCACGGAAGUACCGGUUCAGGAGCAUGACAGCACCAUAGCACUCUUUUCGGAUAUUGUGCAGACUGGAGCUCAACCAGAGAUUCAAGACAAGGUGGAUGCAAGUGAAGUACCAGUUCCCAGGGACUUUAAGCCUCAGACACAUAAAAUAACGGUUGUCACAGCCAGAGCUAAGAGGUCUGCAACCAGAAAUGUCAAAGGUAUGGAAAGAAGCAUUAAAGGUCAUGCUGCAGUGGAUUUAUUUACCUUGACAUUACUGAAGAUGUGGCUGUUUUCCUGCCUGCAUACAAGUUGAAUGGCUUAUGCUUGAAACGCAAGAAGAUGGAAGUCAAGACUGGUAAGGUUAAAAGGGAGAAACCUACCAUGACGAAAAAGAAGAACAAACAGGUCCCUUGCUACAAUUGCCCAAACUGCAGGGUGUGCUGUUCAUCUGAAGAUGCCCUGCUCGACCAUUUUAUAACGAAGCAUUCAUCGUGGAAAGUUGAUAGGCCUGACACACUUUUCAAUCAGGAAGAUGAAAUCAACGUGCCAUCCAACAUCCAUUGCCACCGAGACACUGAAGAGACGCCCCAACAAGAUGACAACGCCGCAAAUGAAGAUCAAGUCAAUGUGCCAUCCCACUUCUUUUUCCAACGAGACACUGACGAGACGCCCCAACAAGAUGUAGACACUUCACAGCUUCUUCUUAUUCUUUCAAAUGACGUUGAACUUAACCCUGGACCGAUAUUCCAGACAAUACCGGUCCCUGUGGAAGCGGUUGACUCAAGCGAGAAGAUGACGAUAAUUACAGUGAAAAUGGACUGACCAUACACGAAAGACAAAGGACAUUAAAUAUUUACACAAAUUUUGCACCUGUAAAAUGUGACAUUCAUAUACGUGAAUGCUAUAAUUCAAUUAGUAAGCCAUGCAGAAUUCUUUGGGAUGAAGGGGACUUAGAUUGUUUACAUGUAUUAAGUAGGGAUACAGCAGCAGGAGAUGAAAUAGGGUGGGAUUUUGUAUCUAUGGUUAUGAAUUCUAGUUGCACUUUUUCCUCUUACUGCCAGUUUAAAAAUGAGAUGUAUAAAACUCGCCACAAUAAGGCUAGGUUUAUGGAUCAAACAGUUUUUUUUAAUUUUUGGUUCAGUUGGGCUUCAAACAUGAAAAUAGAUUUCCAUAUACCCUGUGGUGUAUGUGGUUAUGGUCCUAAGAGAUUGUGCUGUGAUGGUACAAAAGUAGGGGUUGGAUUUCGGAAUUCAAAUUAUGAGGAAAUUACAGAAACAAACCAUGCUUUGGGCAUUAAUAAUACGCUGCAUCGUAGAAUGGAUAGAUGUUUUUUUGAAAAUUUGAAUGAAAUUAAAGAGAAUAAAAUUAUUCCAGAGAGGGAUUUAUUGGACCGUAUCGAGUUGUUAAAACAAGCACUGCCCUCUGAAGUUUUGGGUUCCUUCGAAAGAUUUUAUCAAAUGAGUGAUAAUGAACGAGUUGCAUAUUCAAAUGUUUAAAAAAUGCUAGCCACAACAGCGUCCAUUACAAGCCUUGUACCCCCUGCAUAUUGUUACAAAAUUCAACUAUUAUUAAAUAGCCCCAAUAUUGAAAAUGAUCGAUUUAAUAGUAUUGUUAAUGAAACUCGUUCGUUUGCACCUGAACUAAGUGAUUUAAUUUGCGAGUCUUUAAUAAGCAACAAUGAAAUAUUGCCUGAUGACAUUAGAUUAUUUUUGCAAUAUCUAAUUAAUGAAUCAAUGUCAUUGCAAGUUACUGAACCAGAACCACCUGUACCUCAACUGGGCACAUACAAUCCUGAAAAGUUUGUAAGGGCCUAUUAUUUUAAUGAAUCUGGGUUAAAGUUAAGAAGUGUAAGAAAGUUUUCCAUUGACAAUGAUAGCUGUGUUAAAAGAAAUAUAGACCAUGACGAUACGACUUUAGAAUUUGAAAAAUGUCAAAAGCUUUAUUCCAAAGUUGAAACUUCUGCUCGAGGAACAUCAACAUUAUUUCUUUGGUUCUGUGCAGACCAUGGACAUUGCUAUGGUUUCCACAUGACUGGGGCAGAAGGAAGAAAAGAUCCCGCAUUAUCACUCUAUAGCUAUUUAGAAACCCCUCCACAAGACGUGUUUUAUGACUUUGCAUGUAAUUUACAAGAAUAUUGCCUAAACAGAGAAAGUGGAUACUAUAAAAAUGAACAUUUUUUUCAUGACAUUUUCCAUGGCUACUCCCACAAAUGUUCUCGUGCUUUUACAGCUAGCAGACUUCAAGGCUUUGAAUCUGUAAAUUCUGAAAUAUGUGAACAAUUCAACAGCUUUAUACAGUGCAUUAAAAGGUCGGCCCGUCAGAUGUCACAGUCACACUAUUGCUUUUACCUACAAUUCUUUUUAAAUAACUGAAUGGAAUAAGAAGAAAAAAUUAUCAUAUGAAAAAAGAUAAGAAUUGCUUUAGCUGGGUUAGUUUUAUUUGAUACUUAAAUGAUCUAUAAUUUUAAGUUCAUCUGAACUUUGAAUACUUACUGUUGCAUCUUUUGAUGCUUUUUAUACGCCCGUAUAAAUACGGGACGUAUUAUGUGAAACCCCUUGGCGGCGGGCGGGCGGCGGGCGGAAGGCAUCACUUUGUCCGGACUCUAAUUCAAAUUGUAUUCAUCCGAUCUUCACCAAACUUGGUCAGCAGUUGCAUCUAGUUGAUAUCUAGGCCAAGUUCGAAUAUGGGUCAUGCCGGGUCAAAAACUAGGUCAUAGGGUCAAUAAGUGCAUUUUCAAAGGGGCCACUUUGUCCGGACUCUAUUUCAAAUUGUAUUCAUCCGAUCUUCACCAAACUUGGUCAGCAGUUGCAUCUAGUUGAUAUAUAGGCCAAGUUCGAAUAUGGGUCAUGCCGGGUCAAAAACUAGGUCAUAGGGUCAAUUAGUGCAUUUUCAACGGCGCCACUUUGUCCGGACUCUAAUUCAAAUUGUAUUCAUCCGAUCUUCACCAAACUUGGUCAGAAGUUGUAUCUAGACAAUAUCUAGGUCAAGUUCGAAUAUGGGUCAUGCUGGGUCAAAAACUAGGUCACAGGGUCACUUAGUGCAUUUCAAGCAUUUAGCAUGGUGUCCACUCUCUAAUUGAAGUAGUUUUCAUCCAAUCUUCACCAAACUUGGUCAGAAGUUGUAUCUAGACAGUAUUUAGGUCAAGUUGGAAUAUGGGUCAUUCCAGGUCAAAAACUAGGUCACAGGGUCACUUAAACCAUUUCAAGCAUUUAGCAAGUGCUCUCUAAUUGAAGUAGUUUUCAUCCGAUCUUCAAUUUUCAAAGGGGCCACUUUGUCCGGACUCUAUUUCAAAUUGUAUUCAUCCGAUCUUCACCAAACUUGGUCAGCAGUUGCAUCUAGUUGAUAUAUAGGCCAAGUUCGAAUAUGGGUCAUGCCGGGUCAAAAACUAGGUCAUAGGGUCAAUUAGUGCAUUUUCAACGGCGCCACUUUGUCCGGACUCUAAUUCAAAUUGUAUUCAUCCGAUCUUCACCAAUCUUGGUCAGAAGUUGUAUCUAGACAAUAUCUAGGUCAAGUUCGAAUAUGGGUCAUGCUGGGUCAAAAACUAGGUCACAGGGUCACUUAGUGCAUUUCAAGCAUUUAGCAUGGUGUCCACUCUCUAAUUGAAGUAGUUUUCAUCCAAUCUUCACCAAACUUGGUCAGAAGUUGUAUCUAGACAGUAUUUAGGUCAAGUUGGAAUAUGGGUCAUUCCAGGUCAAAAACUAGGUCACAGGGUCACUUAAACCAUUUCAAGCAUUUAGCAAGUGCUCUCUAAUUGAAGUAGUUUUCAUCCGAUCUUCACCAACUUUGGUCAGAAGUUGUGUCUAGACAAUAUCUACAUGUAGGUCAAGUUCAAAUAUGGGUCUUGCCAGGUUAAAAACUAGGUCACGAGGUCCCGUAGUGCAUUUCAAGCAUUUAGCAUGGUGUCUGCUCUCUAAUUGAAGUAGUUUUCAUCAGAUCUUCACCAACUUUGGUCAGAAGUUGUGUCUAGAUGAUAUGUAGGUCAAGUUCAAAUAUGGGUCAUGGUAAAGUUAUCAAGUUGUCCAAAGUCUUAAAACGGGCGUAUCUUGUGACAGUUUGGCACUCUUGUUUCUAUUUAAAGACUGAGCGAGUAAACACAUACUAUGUAUUAUUAUGCAAUAAUUGUUUUGUGUUUAUAUCUCAACUGAGCAUAAAGUGCUCAGGGUGAGCUAUUGUGAAUGGUCUUGGUCCGUCAUGGGUCAACAUUUUCUACUUAAACAACAUCUAACCUCUGUGCCAAUUUUAAUGAAUCAUGGCACGAGUUUUCUUGCAUGAACCUCUAUCAAAGUUGUUAAAUGAAAUGCAUUCCAUGCAUAAAUCUGGUUGCGAUGGCAACCAAAAGGAAAGCUUAUAUAUUUGGCAUAAAACAUCGUCUGGUUGACCUCCUCCGUAAAUUUCAAAAGAUGCUAUACCCAACUCAAAGGCAAAUUUGUCCUUAUUUGCUCAUAGUGAACACUUCUUUUAAAGGGCCAGGAAGAGAGUUCAAGUUUAUAGACAAAAGCAACAGUCAGAUGAGCGAUAUAGUGUCAUCAUGGCACCUUUAUAGCUGAAUCAUUUAUGAAAAAUUGUCAAUGAUAUGUUCUGUGACUUGUAUGAUUUGCAGUAUUCAUUUCGCUGUCUUCAUGCACCUUACAAAAGCCAUUUUAUUAUCAGUGUUCCUGAUUCUGUUGUAGCAUUUAUUCUUGAAAUUCGUUAUUUUUCAUAUUUUUCCUAAUUGUUAUGCUCCCGAAAUACAAUUUCGCCGGAGCAUAUAGUUUCCAGUUUGUCCUUCCUCACUAGUUUCCCAUAGCACCUUCAAUUGUUUACCGAUCUCUUUCAUAUUUGGCAUGUAGGUACCUUGCAUGGACCUUAACCUUUUGAUGAGGUCACUGGGGUCAAGGUCACCAAGGCUAAUAAUAGAUUUUUCCGUCACACUUUUGUCACAGUUUCUCAUAGCACAUUCAAUACUUUAACGAUCUCUUUCAUAUUUGGCAUGUAGGUACCUUGCAUGACCUCUUCCUUUUGAUGAGGUUUGAGGUCACUGGGGUCAAUGUCACCGAGGCUAAUAAUAGAAUUUUUUAAGGUGGUUAUUAACACAUAGAUUGACAUAGCGCAUCAUCGGGGAGCAUCCAUCAGUUUCACUGAUAUUCUUGUUGUAUGUUAUAUACGUGAUCAUAGAUACUGUAAAUUUUGUCUUAUGCGACAGGUUUAUCAUGUAGAAGAUGAGUACCCUGUGUUUAUGCAGUGCCCAUUAUAUAACACAGAUAUGAUUUGUUUAUUCCGCAGUGUUUGAAUGAAAUGGAAACUUUGGUUUGUUCAAUAUGUUAAUGGCCGAUGAAAAUGACAAGCACAUAUUUUUGAUUGCAAAAUGUGUGUAUGUGCAUGCUAAUAUAUAACAACUACGUAAUUAUCAUGCAAAUUAGCUGUCAUUUUAAUUCUGCAUGCUUGUAUUGCAUUGUUUAUUUAUAUCUGAUAAAAAAUACUGAUUCUUAGGUUACUUUAUAAGUAUGUUACUAUUUUGCAUGCUUACAUGUUAUAGGUAGUUAAUUAUAAGGUAAUCCUUGUUUUGGUGGUAUUAUAAUGUAUAGCAGCAUUUGUUCUACGAAAGUGCAUGCGUGUUGCAUCAUAUGACUUUGUUUUCUUUAACUAUUCAGGUUAUUUUAUAUAAUUAUGAAAUUAAACUAUGUAUUAUGGCCCUGUGGCCUGACUGCAAAUAAAUAUUCGUAUUUGUAUACAGUUUUUGUAAUGUUAUGUAUGGUGGUAUCAUGUUGUUUCACUUUUUGAUCAAUAUAACUAUUAUGCAUACAA
Molecule: messenger RNA, 6480 nt
Organism: Dreissena polymorpha
Lineage: Eukaryota; Metazoa; Mollusca; Bivalvia; Myida; Dreissenidae
Exons: 12
Coding region: 263-1009 (248 amino acids)
Source: RefSeq, a predicted model, not a curated record